Closterium sp. NIES-65 is the source of this 3258-nucleotide messenger RNA. NCBI's taxonomy places the organism in Eukaryota, Viridiplantae, Streptophyta, Zygnematophyceae, Desmidiales, Closteriaceae. The record is from the annotation of a GenBank genome assembly.
AUGUUCUUCUAUCGCGUUCAUUUCGAAAACGCUUUGCUUUUGUCACGUUGCAGUGAGCUGAAGCGUCGACUCAAGGCGGAGCAGAAGGCCAAGGAGAAGGAGGAGAAGGAGCGUCUCAAGAAGUACCAUGAGAACCGUCUGGCAUACGUCACAGAGAUUCAGGCCGCGGGAGGCAACCCCUACCCGCACAAGUUCCACGUGUCCACGCGCCUGCCAGAGUACUUAGCUAAGUACUCCAAUCUGGAGAGCGGACAGCAGUUGGCGGACGAGCAGGUUUCCCUCGCCGGCCGUGUCAUGCGCCGGGCGGCGUCGGGCGGCCGGCUUGUCUUUUAUGACCUUCAUGCGGACGGCUGCAAAGUGCAAGUCAUGGCCGAUGCCAGGAACUGGGAGGCAGGAGAGGAGGAGUUCACUCGCCUGCACGGGACAGUGAAGCGGGGAGACAUCGUGGGCAUCUUAGGCUUCUUCGGGAAGAGCAAGCGUGGCAAGCUCAGUGUGUUGGGUCUUUCAUCUCCCUUUGCUGCCCAUCCCACCCCCUUGUGUGGCAGGAACUGGUUGGCAGGGGAGGAGGAGUUCACUCGCCUGGGCAUCUCAGACUUUCUUGGGAAGAGCAAUUGCUUUGAACUCAAGCUCAGUGUGUUUCUUCUCCCUGUGCUACCCAUCCCACCCCCUUGUGUGGCAGGAACUGGGAGGCAGGGGAGGAUGAGUUUACUCGCUUGCACGGCACAGAACUGGGAGGCAGGGGAGGAGGAGUUCACUCGCCUGCACGGGACGGUCAAGCGCGGUGACAUCGUGGGCAUCUCAGGUUUCCCCGGGAAGAGCAAGCGCGGCGAGCUGAGUGUGUUUCCCCGCAGCAUGCUCGUGCUGGCGCCGUGUCUGCACAUGAUGCCCAAGGAGAAGAAGAAGGCUCCAGGCGCUGCUGCUGCUGGUGCUGCUGCCCCUGCGGCUGCAGCUCAGGCUGAUGGGCCCACCCCCACUGCUGCCGUAUGGGCGCCUGGUCUGCCCCGCAACCCCGAGCACUACAUUCUCAAGGACCAGGAGACGCGCUACCGGGCUCGGUACCUGGACCUGCUGGUGAACCCGGACAUCCGCCACGUGUUCCAGACGCGCGCCAAGGUCGUCUCGUACCUCCGCAAGUUCUUCGACGGGAGGGACUUUUUGGAGGUGGAGACCCCGAUGAUGCACAUGGUGGCAGGAGGGGCAGCAGCUCGGCCAUUCAAGACUGAGCACAACGAUCUCAACAUGACGCUCUUCAUGCGCAUCGCCCCCGAGCUCUUCCUCAAGGAGCUCAGCGUGGAGACCCCGAUGAUGCACAUGGUGGCAGGAGGAGCGGCAGCGCGGCCAUUCAAGACAGAGCACAACGAUCUCAACAUGACGCUCUUCAUGCGCAUCGCCCCCGAGCUCUUCCUCAAGGAGCUCGUGGUGGGCGGGCUGGACCGCGUGUACGAGAUCGGCAAGCAGUUCCGCAACGAGGGCAUCGACCUCACCCAUAAUCCCGAGUUCACGACAAUUGAGUUUUACGCUGCGUAUCUGGACUACAAUGAUCUGAUGGUCCUGACGGAGGAGCUGCUCUCAGGCUCUCUCUCUUCCUCAAGGAGGCUCAUGGUGGGCGGGCUGGACCGCGUGUUCGAGAUCGGCAAGCAGUUCCGCAACGAGGGCAUCGACCUCACCCACAACCCCGACUGGUGGUGGGCGGGCGGGCUGGACCGCGUUUACGAGAUCGGCCAGCAGUUCCGCAACAAGGGCAUCGACCUCACGCACAAUCCGGAAUUCACCACCAUCGAGUUUUACGCUGCUUUUUUGGACUACAAUGAUCUCAUGGUGCUCACAGAGGAGCUGCUCUCAGGCAUGGUGAAGGAGAUCACAGGCGGCUACAAGCUGUGGUACCACAGCAACGGGCUGGACAAGGAGCCUGUAGAGAUCGACUUUACCCCGCCCUUCAACAACGGGCUGGAAAUGGAGCCUGUGGAGAUCGACUUUUCUCUGCCCAAGCGCAUCCCCAUGAUCCAGGGCCUGAGGGAUACCGGAGGGCUGACAGACCUGCCAACGAACCUGGAGGCAGAGGAGGCGAGGCAGUACCUGGAGGGCCUGAGGGACAUCGGAGGGCUGACAGACCUGCCAACGAACCUGGAGACAGAGGAGGCGAGGCAGUACCUGGAGGCCAUGUGCGAGAAGCACCACGUGCAGUGCCCUCCCCCGCUCACCACCGCGCGCGCUUGCUCGACAAGAGACCGUUGGAAUUUGGAGACAGAGGAGGCGAGGCAGUACCUGGAGGCCAUGUGCGAGAAGCACCAUGUGCAGUGCCCCCCGCCGCUCACCACUGCGCGCCUGCUCGACAAGCUGUUCAUAUUCUCUUGUUCCUUCUGCCCCUGCCUCUCCCUCCUGCGGCUGGUGGGGCGUUUCAUCGAGCCCAAGUGCGUCAGCUCCACGCGCCUCAAAAGACCAUCUUUUGAUGAUGUGCACCUCUUUCCUUGCCUCCUACGCCUUUUGAGGCGCCUCAAAAGACCAUCUUUUGAUGAUGUGAACCUCUUUCCUUGCCUCCUACGCCUUUUGAGGCGCCUCAAAAGACCAUCUUUUGAUGAUCUGGUGGGGCAUUUCAUUGAGCCCGAGUGUGUCAACCCCACGUUCAAUGCCAACUAUCCUUCCAAGCCAACCCCGUCCGUGUCUGUUUCCACACCUCCACUUCCUCUCCUGCCUCUAUCUCUCCACCCCUCUCCCUCCUGCAGCUGGUGCCUAACCCAGCUGGGGCAUUUCAUCGAACCUAACCCAAGUGCCUCAACCCCACGUUCAUCAUCGACCAUCUUCCAACUAACCAUUUUGUUUAUGAUGCCCUCUGUUCUCCCUCUGCUGCUCAUUAACAUACUGCCUCCCCCCCUGUUCCAGCUGGUGGGCCAUUUCAUCGAGCCCAAGUGCCUGCCUGAGCCCAACAUUCAUCAUCGACCAUAUUCCAACCAACCUCCCCUCGCUUCCUUCCCAUAUUCCUUGUAUAUCUUGCUCCUACUUAUCCACACUGACCUAUUAACCCUGCAGCUGGUGGGGCAUUUCAUCGAGCCGAAGUGCCGCAGCCCCACGUUCAUCAUCGACCAUCCGCAGAUCAUGUCUCCCCUCGCCAAGUGGCACCGCACGGACGUCAACCUCUCAGAGCGCUUCGAGCUCUUUGUCAACUGCCACGAGGUGGGUGGUGGUGUAGAGGUUAUUACUUGGCACCGCACUGACGUCAACCUCUCAGAGCGCUUCGAGCUCUUUGUCAACUGCCGUUAG